Molecule: messenger RNA, 1079 nt
Organism: Saccostrea cuccullata (small rock oyster)
Lineage: Eukaryota; Metazoa; Mollusca; Bivalvia; Ostreida; Ostreidae
Product: universal stress protein in QAH/OAS sulfhydrylase 3'region-like
Exons: 4
Coding region: 86-568 (160 amino acids)
Source: RefSeq, a predicted model, not a curated record
UCACGGUUGACCUGAUGUGACCUUAUUUACCUCCCUGAGAAACUGAGCAAGGCCCGGUGAGAAGAAGCAAUUUGUAGGUAAAAUCAUGGAUGUCGACUCCACAAAACGCCGUGUGGUUCUGGCAAUGGACGGGAGUGAAUAUGCAGACUAUGCUUUUAAUUGGUAUGUCGAGAACUUUAAGAUGGACGGAGACUUUUUAACGAUUGUCCACAGCUUCGAAGCCAAAAGUAUUGCGCAUGCAGCUUUAGGGUCUGAUGUUAAGGCUCUCGGUAACGUUCUGGAGGAGGAAGCCAAGGAGAGUAAAGCUCUAAUUCAAAAGUUACAGAAAAAGCUAGAGUCAGUAUCUGGGUUAAAUGGAGAAGUGAAAUCCAUCCAUGGUAAACCCGGAGAAGCAGUAGUUCAUGAAGCGCAUGCGCAGGGUGCUGACGUUAUAAUCUGUGGAACACGUGGUCACGGAAAAUUACGAAGAACCUUUAUGGGUAGUGUUAGUGAUUACAUCGUCCACCAUUCUCACGUGCCCGUCGUCGUCUGCCGUCACAAGGACCAUCACCAUGGUAAAGGUCAUUGAGUGACGUCAUUUCCUGUGCCUGUCCUCAGAAACUGAUUCUUCAUUGGCCAAACUACAACAAUGUAUUGGUUGUGUGUUCUACAAGUGACAAACUUUUAGUUAAAUUUCUGUAUUUGGGUAUAUAUUUUUUCUUUGUGAUUUGAGUGUUUGCUAUAUUAUUUUUUCGGUUUUGUUUUGGAGUUUAACAAUCUUUAUUUUAUAAUUACACUAACAUGGACUUUCAGACAGCAAUUAACUUUGAGGUGUUAAUAUUCAUACUGACGAUGAGUUAUAACCAAGGAUGAAUAUAACUACAUGUAGUAAUAUAAUAGACGUGUAACUUUAGGAACCAAAACAUUCUUUGUACACAGUAGAUAAUUAUAUUGGUCAAUGCGGCAUAUCUAUUUAAGUAGCAUAUAUUAAUUUACAAAUGUAUGUAUGAACAUUUAUAUCAUAUAUGUGAACGAAAUUGUCUUCGUCAUUUGUAUUUAAGAUUCACAAUUUAAUUUCUAAAUAAAGUGCCAUUUAUUUA